Molecule: messenger RNA, 1104 nt
Organism: Aspergillus glaucus CBS 516.65
Lineage: Eukaryota; Fungi; Ascomycota; Eurotiomycetes; Eurotiales; Aspergillaceae
Product: haloacid dehalogenase, type II
Exons: 1
Coding region: 184-978 (264 amino acids)
Molecular function (GO): hydrolase activity, acting on halide bonds, in C-halide compounds
Source: RefSeq, a predicted model, not a curated record
UGCAGCAUGCAGUUAGUUAGUCUUGCAUAUGCAAUUCCAACUCCAUUCUCCAAAUUGGUUUCAUUGGACGUUGUACUUUUGUCAUGACUAAUCCGACGUCCUUUGUCCGGUAGUGAAGUACGGAGUACACUCCUCUACUAUGUACAAGAAUUACUCCACACUUGUCCAGCACAGUUGAAUACAAUGUCGAUCACCAAUCCCCCCAAAGCCCUCUUCUUCGACGUCUUCGGCACAGUCGUCGAAUGGCGCUCCUGCAUUACUACGGCCCUCUCCCAAGCCGCCCAUCAUGCCCUCUCCGAUCCCCGCAAAGACCUCCCCGCUACCACGCGGGCCCGCGCCUCCGCCAUGACUCCCACAGACUGGGAAACAAUCGCGGAGACGUGGCGGGCGUCGUAUGCCAAGUUCACUAGCACCUGGGAUCCCCAGUCACGGGGCGGGUUUAUCUCAGUCGAUCAGCACCACUACACGGCUCUACAAGGGAUACUCGAGGAGCGGGAUCUAGGUGAUCUCUUCACGGAUGAGGAGCGGUGGGGCCUCGCAUUAUGUUGGCAUCGACUGGAGCCAAGGGCUGAUAGUGUUCGCGGGCUGGAGCUGCUGAACACUCGAUUCCGGACGUGCACGUUGUCCAAUGGAAACGUCGCUUUAUUACAGGAUCUCGUGCGGAAUGGCGGGCUGCCGUUCAAGGAUGUUCUCAGCGCGGAAAAUUUCAGGGCGUAUAAGCCUUCGCCAAAAGUGUAUCUAGGUGCCGCGGAGAGAUUUGGGCUGCAACCGGGUGAGUGUGCGAUGGUGGCGGCGCAUUUGUCGGAUUUGAAAGCGGCCAAGGGGCAGGGGUUCCAGACAGUUUAUGUUGAGAGGGAUCAGGAGGAGGCGUUUAGUGCUGAGGAGGUGGCAAAUGUGAGGGAGGAGGGUUUUGUUGAUAUAUGGGUUGGCUUGGGGGAAGGGCUCAUUGAGGCUGCUAGGCGGUUUGGCAUACUGUGAUAUGAAUAACGAAUACAUGAUAAUGCGAUACUUCCAAUGCUUCAUUAAAACAUGCGAGUGCAAUGGACGUCAUAGCUAUCUAUACAAAGGCCAGCUAGGUAUAUCAUAACGUCAGUAAUUUAAUAG